Messenger RNA from Tribolium castaneum (red flour beetle), 5029 nucleotides. RefSeq lists its product as uncharacterized. Bases 463 to 1356 code for a protein of 297 amino acids. The transcript has 4 exons. NCBI's taxonomy places the organism in Eukaryota, Metazoa, Arthropoda, Insecta, Coleoptera, Tenebrionidae. The record is from RefSeq and is a predicted model, not a curated record.
AUGUUCCCGUUUGGCGUCAACUGUCAAGUAUGGAUUUUUCGAAAGUCCGACACAGACCAACUCCAUGAAAUGCCUCAAGGGCCCCUUUUGAGGACACCAAGGCUCUAAAUACUUCUCAAGAAACACGUGCUCGUUCACCAUUUCCGGUUCCGAUGUGGUUGGCUUGGGCGUCGCUGGUAUCGGUGAGGUCAAUUCCGCCGGAGGCGGAAUUCUGAUGAGCGGAACUCUUUUUGGUUUUCGGAUUUUCGUCCGAUCCCCGAUGGCAUCAAAAGUGCGCUUUGUAGGCACAGUUUUGUGAGGGAGUUUUGGCCUGGACCUCACUUUGAAAAUGGUUUGGUUCGUUUUGAGAAAAACGCUUUUUCACGCAAGGUGGAGCGCACAACUAGCACAAGUACAAGUCGCAAAGGGUUGUCGCUAAUCUGAACAGUGAAAUUGGCAUGGUUGGACGUAUUACGGUAAAUAAUGUCCGACUCAGAAACGACCCCCAGCGAUUGUAACAGCCCCCAAAUUCAAGAACUGAACAACUUGCGGCACCUCCUCAAAUUACAACGCGACAGGUACACCCAUCUCCAAAUACUAUACCAAGCUGUGGCCGAUUUUAUAUCCACUGCUGGUGCCUUGAACCCUGAACUUGCAACCAAAGUGGAAAAUAUUUUACAUGAGCAAAGUUGCCAGCAAGUUGAUGUGUUAGACAAUGAAUACACACAGUUACUAGGAUUACGAUCUUCAGGAAACAGUGAGUUAAGCUUUAACGAAGGUCGCACUCUCAGAAAAGAAAUAGGGCUCAUUUUGGAGCACAAAUACAAGAAAGUUUGUGACGAGUUUUUGAAAGCAACUUCGCAGAAUGUGAACUCAGUGGAUGGUCGUGACGGUUGUGAUUUCAGUGUCAGGCCUGAAGAUAACACGUUGGUGGUGUUGAAGAAAAAACUGGAGGAGCAACAGCAAAAGUAUUUAGAAAAUGAAUUAACUAAAGAGAAGAUUUUGGAAGAUAUUGCUAAACUACGACUGGAAAAAUUACCAAAAGUGUGUGAUGAAAAAAUAAAAGAAUGUCAAAUAAGGGCCCAAGUGGGCGAACUAAGAACGAAACUUGCGUGCGAGACUUCCAGAAUUGACGUAUUUAUGGAGAGAAGCAACUCGUUGAAAGCCUACAAGGAGCUGCUAAAGGAUAUAAAGGAGCAACAACUUGAAUGUGAGAGCGAGAUUAAACACUUGCAAAAGAUGAGGGAGAAGUACAAACAAGUGGCCUGCAAGCAGUUUGAUCAGAUUUUGAAGUCCUACGUGGAAUACAAAGCCGCGCUUUCAAGAAAGGCCCUCAACCCCAGUAUCAUCCUAAAGUCCGACACGCCAAUGUCGUAACCGAUCAGAGGAAAAUCCGAGGUCCUCAAAGUUUCUGUUAUUUCGUAUCCGAAGGGUUCCCCUACAGUCGAUUAGAGGAGGACUCCCUUCAUCAAAUGGUGUGACCUUCGGGAACCUCGUAAACGGCCAAGGACUGGACGCAGAUAAGUCCCAGAUAUCAGUUCUUCGCGAUUUUCAAUCUUUUCGUUAUAAUAUAUUAUUCGAAUUUCCUUUCUUAAAAAAAAAAUUAUUUCAAUUUUCAAAUUUUCCUUUUUAAAUUUCAAUUUUUAUGCAACUAUUAAUAAUUUUUUAUAACUUAUAAUUUCAAUUAAUGUGAGCGAGCGAAUUGGCCAAUUCUAACGUAAAGAUUCGUGUCAGUAGUUGAUUUAACCAUCAGGUCACAAGAGUAACUUUUAAUAUACGGAAUUUUAAUUGAUUAUUCAAUAGUUUUCUUAUCUCCUUCUCAGUUGGGAGCUUCGUUAUCGAUAACUGAGUGGCGCCCUUAAAAGGCUAGGUUAAAAGGAAUCUUGAACUCGCUCUCGGGGUGUCGAUCAUAAAACUGUCGGCCCGACCGGCUUAGGGUGCUUCAAAUUCUGUGGUUAAGCUGAUGUCACAACAAAGAAUGUAUUUGUGAUUUACAACAUUACCUACAUUGGUCUUACUUGAUAUUUGUAUGCCCAAAGAAGAUGUUCCCAAUUUGAACAGUUUUAUUUUAAAUUUGAAGUGUUUAUUUAAUGAAAAAGAAAAAACGUUCUAAAAUACUGGUAAAUCACGAUAAAAAGAAACUAAUUCAAGGCGUUCUCUGGAUUGUCAAUUUUUCGGAUUACUCAAUUAGUUUAAUAAAUAUAAUUUUAAUUUAAGAUUCGAUUAACAUAUAGUCGAAUUAAAAGAUUUGACUGUAGUUAGGAACGUAGGUGUUAUGCAAUGAAACAUGCGUAAAAAAAGAUUCAUAUAUUUUCAAAAAAAAAUCUAAAUACUUUUUUAACUAACAGAAAUUUCUAUAUUUCUAUCUUCCAUUGCCUUUGGAUCUAGCCAUUUUAUAAAAUGUCACUAAGCACAAACUCCACACAAUAGCACAGCGAACUGUUAAACAGUAAUUAAAAAUUACCAUAGUUUUGCACUUCUUAUAUUAGCAGAUGCUUCCUCCUACCACUUUAGGGAGAUUACAUUACAAUGUAGGGGGUUGGUGUUUUCUCUUUUGAAUAGCAAUAACUAUACUUUCCCAAGAAUGUAAAUUUUAUAAAAACGAAUAACAUAUAAUAACGAAUAACACUCUUAAAUACCUAUGGUCACUGGUAGAGUAGACAAUUAACAAAAAAAUCUUUAGGUCAAAGAACUCAAUUCAUCUUUUUUUACUUAAUUUUAAUUUUAUUUUUUAAUUACUAAAAAGUGUACUGUCAACAACAACAAGCAGAAAUGUCAGUUGUUAUUUACAAAAAUAAAAAAUUACGUUAUAAUUCAAAAACCAAUUACGUCAUUAAUGUUGCUAUACUGUCAUAAUCAUAAUAUAUAUAGCAUGCACACAACUGAGUCCUUUGAAAACUAAAACAUUCCUUUUCAGCAUAUUAUUUGUUAUAUUUAAAAAAAACAAAGUGUAAAUUAGGUUUUUAUUAAGAAUAACAGUGUACACUGGCGAGCACUUUUGACAUUUUACUGACAUAAUCGUGGGCAAUACUACUCUAACCUUUUUGACAAUGAAAUGACAAAUGUGUCCAAAAUUUUUUGCUCGCUAUUGUAGGUGUCAUUUUUUGACGAAACAAAGUCGUGCGAAUUUUUUUAAUUCUAUAAUUAUUAUCAUUAUUAUCAAUUUUUACAUUAAUUUGUACAGAACACAAUAGCUCCAAAGCGUUAUAGUUUAGGAAAUAGUCACGCAAUACGAAUUUACUGUUUUAAAUUAAAGUUAGUAAACAAAGCCUAAAGUUAGUUAGGGUUUUGUUAGGUGCUUCUAGAAGUGACUUUUGAUUUUUGAAAAAGAAAAACCAAAACCAAUUCAAUUUACGUUAACAAUUUCUGGGUAAUAGAAAAUUAGCCUGGUGUGUGUUCACAAAUAAAGUGCUUUCUAAAUACCAGCCUUAGAUAAAGAAAUUAUUAGAUAAACAAGUUACCUAUUAUAAUACCAAUUAUAAAUAACGUGAAACCCUUAAAUUAUUAUUAAGCGGAUAAUCCCUUUUCUGGUUACAUGGUUUAACUUUCUCUGGGUUGGUUCUUAAUCUCGACCAAAUUCCUUUUUCAACGGAAACAAAAGUCAUUAUUGUUUCGAUGAAUAAGACUAACAAGAAAGUGAGAUGUGACAAAUCUAAUCAUUUUUAGCAGGUACCUACUUUUGGGUCUGUUACUCAGACCUAGACCCUCCGGUCCCAUUGUAAAUCUUUCUGCGGAUUUGUCUAGUCAACUGCUAUAAAUCAUCGCCCAAGGAAUUUUGUGCUUCCAAUGAAUUAAAAUUUUCGCAAUAUUAAGCUUAUUUUUAAUAACAGAAAAAAAUUAAAAAUACCAAGGUGUUUAAAAUAACAAUCUCUAUCGCUUGGCCGGAGAGUUUUUUCAUUUUGAAGUCUUGGUGUCUUAAUACGUGUAUUAUUUCGAAAUCGUGUUUAUUUAAAUAGCCAUAAUUUAUUGAGCACUAGAUUUUUUAAAAUUUUCUAAUGGCCAUUUUGUAAAUAUCAUUUCUAAGAUACAUUGAGUUUUGAAACGAUGUUGAUAUCUUUUCAAAUAACUUAAUUACAGCCACAAUUCUUUUACAUUGAAAACGCCAUAAGACGAAUACGUUUAACCUAGCCUUAAGGCUCUAGACCCUCUGGGAGCUGGCGCAUACGUUUUACGUGUAAACUGUUUUUAGCCGCAAAUUUAGACUUGAAGAGUUUCUUGACAUUUGCAGUGUUUCUUUAUAAGUAAAUGUAAGUCGAAGAGUCAUUUUUGAUUGAAAUAAAUGCCUAGAUAUUUUUUUAUUAAAUAAAAUGUCUGUUUAUGAAGUUGAUACGAAUUUUUGAUAACGGUGCAUUGUAUUGAGAAUUUAAAAAAAACAUUUUAUAGGAAAUUUAAAAAUACAGACCUGAGAUAUUUUAGAUUUUUGUUAACUGUUCUUAAUUGUUAGAUAUAAUGCAAAAAUUAAAUUGUAAGUAGGCAACUUUUAAUGCAUCCUUCUUCGAAUGCGUAGCUAGCUGGAAGAAGAUUUAUGACGGGUUUAGGACGCACCGCUGGAGGUAACCACCAUUGGGGUGACCCACAAGAUAAUAAUUUUAUUGCAUUUGUUCAAGACAGAGAAAUGUAUCGGCACAAAUAGGAAUUUUAGCGAUUUCUCUAAUAGUGGUAUAAAAUGAAAGCACAUGAUUUCGGAAUUAACAUUUUUUAACAAAAUAAUUAGGUACCUAUAGAUUUGCAUUACGUUUUUUUUGUAGACACUGCUAUCAACGUAUCUUAUGAGAUUUUGAAAUACGAGUAAUCACGCUCGCUAUUUUUUUGAAUACUUUUAACAAUAAAAUUAUUCCUGUUUUAAAAAAAAUAUAAAAAAGAUGAUUAAAACUUUGGUUGUACUUAGCUUCGUUCUGCACAGGUUUUGUGAUAGAACUACUGAGCUCCCUCACCACGACAAGGUGUCAACCCACUGAGGAAGUUUUUUUUACUUUUAUUGUUCAUUCCGUUUUAGAACCCUUUCGUUGUUUUUUCCAAAAAUUACGCAUUAUUUGUUUUCGACUUUUUC